Messenger RNA from Acinonyx jubatus (cheetah), 11858 nucleotides. RefSeq names its product leucine rich repeat kinase 1 (gene LRRK1). The record is from RefSeq and is a predicted model, not a curated record. The coding region runs from base 5345 to 10642 and encodes 1765 amino acids. The transcript has 29 exons. Gene Ontology annotation, biological process: protein phosphorylation. NCBI's taxonomy places the organism in Eukaryota, Metazoa, Chordata, Mammalia, Carnivora, Felidae. Gene Ontology annotation, molecular function: ATP binding; protein binding; protein kinase activity.
UGAAUGGAUAAAGAAGUGGUACAUAUAUAUGAUCGGAUACUUUUCAGUCACAAGAGGGACAUCCUGCCAUUUUCAACUAGAUGGAUAGACUUUGAGGACAUUGUGCUAAAUGAAAUGAGUCAGACACAGAAAGGCAAAUACUGUAUGAUCUUAUUUAUGUGAGGAAUCAGAAAAAGCCAAACUCAUAGAAACUCAGAGUAGAUGCUUUGUCGGGAGCUGGAGGGUGCAGAAAAUGCGGAGAUGUUGGUCACACUGUAUAAACUUCACUUAUAAGACAAAGAAGUUCUGCAGAUCUAAUAUACAGCUUUGUGAUUAUAGUUAAUAAUACUGUAUUAUAUACUUGAAAGUUGCUGAAAGAGUAAAUCCUAAAUGUUCCACCCCAGAAAAGAAAUGAUGAUUAGGUGACAUGAUACAGGGGUCAGCUAACACUAUGGUGGUAAUCAUUUUGCAACAUAUAAGUGUAUUAAAUCAAGUUGUACACCUUCAACUUACCCAAUAUUAUAUGUCAGUUAUAUCUGAAUUAAACUGGAAAAACAUGCAGAAUGUGGUUUUAGUUAGUUUUCCAUUGUAAUAACAAAAAAUCAUGUUGCGUUACUUCCAUUAUCAUCAAUUUGGCUUUUUCUUUUUUUUAAUGUUUAUUUAUUUAUUUUGAGAGAGAGAGAGAGAGAGAGAGAACAAGCAGGGGAGGGGCAGAGAGAAUCCCAAGCGGGCUCCACACUGACAGUGCGGAGCCCAACUGGGGGCUCGAUCCCACGAACCAUAAGACCAUGACCUGAGCUGAAAUCAAGGGUUGGAUGCUUAACUGACUGAGCCACCCAGGUGCCCCCAAUUUGGCUUUUUAAAUCUAGCACUCUAGAUCAGUCAAUGUGGCUAAAAGCCAUUCUUUUAAAUACAUGCCUGAGAUGCCUAGGUGGCAGUUAAGGUCAGUUAAGGUCAGUUAAGGUCAGUUAAGCAUCUGACUCUUGAUAUUGGCGCAGGUCAUGAUCUCACAAUUUGUGAGAUCAGGUACCACAUCAGGCUCUGUGGUGACAGUGCAGAGCCUGCUUGGGAUUCUCUCUCUCUCUCUCUCUCUCUCUCUCUCUGCCCCUCCCCCCACUCGCUCUGUCUCUCUCUCUCAAAAUACAUAAAUAAGCAUACAUAAAUAAAUAAUCAAACAAACAAAUAAAUAAAUGUAUCGAGUGAAUGUAGCUUAGUUGCCUCUGCCCUUUUCCUGUUGGUGGACAUUUGGGUUAUUUCUCGGUUUUGCCCCUUGUAAUACAGCCUGGUUUUCUAGGAUAUUUGCUUCUGUAGAUCUAAAUCCUAAAAGUGGAUUGUUUGGGAAUCACUUUCUCAAAAACCUAUGGGGAUUCCCUCUUUCACCAACAUUAUAUGGGCAAUCUCUGUUCCCUUGGCUCUAGAUAUCCAGAAGCCUUUUAAUUUUCAUCAGUCUGUUGGAUGAAAAUGUGAGCUCCUUGUUUUUUUGUUUGUUUGUUUGUUUGUGUUAAUUUUUUUAAUGUUUAUUUACUUUUGAGAGAGAGAGACAGAGCAUGAGCAGGGGAGGGGCAGAGAGAGAAGGGACACAGACUGUGAAGCAGGCUCCAGGCUCUGAGCUGUCAGCACAGAGCCUGUCGUGGGGCUCGAAAUCACAGACCAUGAGACCAUGACCUGAGCCGAAGUCAGAUGCUUUACUGACUGAGCCACCCAGGCGCCCCUGAGAGCUCCUUGUUUUACUGGCCACGCUAUUAUUAUUAACAAUAUCAAACAUCUUGUCAUAUCUUUAUGAACUAUUUGCAUUUCCCCUCAUUCACAUUAGUUGCUUGUUACUAUUUGUUGAUUAUUUUCCUAAAGGGUUGGUCAUCUCUUCUCAUCUUGGAGGACCUUUUGUAUAUCAGAUUUUAAACGUUUUUUAAUCAUACAUAUUGCCAAUAUUUUCUCCAAUUCCUUAUUUUUCUUUUUGUCUGUUAUCUUUUGUGAUAACAAAGAUACAAGAAUAUGUAAUCAGGUAUGUCUUUUUCCUAUGGCAUCUGGGUUAUAUAAGAAAGUCAUUCCCACCUCAAUUUUAUAUAAAUAUUCUCCUCCCGGGGUAUCUUGUAAUAUUUUUAUUCUUUUAUUUUUUAUAUUUUAAGCUUUAAUUUUUGUGAUAUGUAUUUGUAUGUGUGGUAUGAGGGAGGGAAUCUAGUUUUCACCUUUGCUAGAUGGAUGUUCAGUUAUUCCAGCACAAUCUUUUAAAUAGAACUUCCUUUUCCUUCUGAAUUGAGAUGUCACCAUGGCUAUUUUCCCCAGGAUCUAUCUGUAUGGAUUUUGGGAUUCUCUGUAGUGGUCCACUGGCCUGUUAAUCUAUUUCUAGGUAAAUGCCAUACUUUUUUGAUCAUAGACAUUUUUUUUUUAAUCUUACAGCCUAUUAAUGCAUAUUUUCUACUUGUUAUUUGGGUUUUUUUCUUUGAAAAUAUAUUGACUGUUAUUACACAUUUGUUCUUCCAUUUUGUGCAUUUCCAGCAAUGACUCUGUGUAGCUUUUAUGUUCUUUAAUGAGAUUUUGAAUUUUAUUUUAUAUUUUUAUUUUUCAUACUUUAAAAAGACUUUAUAGUUUUAUUCAUAAAGAACCUGGACCUGUCUUGUUUAUUGCUUUUCCCACUAUUUGAAUAAAAUACAAUUCUUUUCCAUGUCUGUUUUCACCCUGAUGUUACUGAUACGGAGGAAAGCUUUUUUGUUUAUUUAUGUUUAAUCCAGUCCCUUUGCCAACUUCUCUUAUUAAUUCUAAUAGUUUUUAGAAGAGUUCUUGAAACUUUUAGGCAUGUGAUUAAGUUAUCUGCAAAUUCCAAAUAGGUUUGUCUCUCCUUCUCUAAUAUUUAUAUAAUUUAUUUUAUUUCAUGUCCUGUGGUAUCACUAGAAAUGUCAGAAGUUGAAUCAUCAUGAUAGAGAUGCAUCUCUCCUGUUCCUGAUUUUAAAGGUCUUGUCCUCAGCAAUCUAUAGGCAUUUGCUGUAGAUUUUUGGUAUAUAGACUGUUAUUAUAUUUGGGUAGUUUCCAUAUCUUUUUUUCUGCUUAAGAGUUUUUAUUGUAAGGGAAGAUUGUGGGAUUUUGUCAAAUUCCUUUUUGGAAUUUUUGGCAGCUAUUGAUACAUUCAUGAAACCUUUCUACUUUAAUUUGUUGAUGUAACAAAUGAUGAUGAUAAAUUUCCCUUUUCAUUUAUGAUGUUGGACAGUUUUACUUUUUCUCUUUUAAACUUAAUCAGACCAGCCAGGGAUUUAUAUGUUCUAGUGGUUUUGUCAAAGGACUUGCUAGAUUUACUUAUGUAUGUAUGUAUGUAUGUAUGUAUGUAUGUAUGUAUUUAAUGGUUUGUUUGUUUCUUAUUCAUUAAUUUUAUCUUUAUCUAUACAAAAAUCAUCACAUCUCUCUCUUUGAAUACUGAGUGUUUGUCUUUGAGUAUUUUGGAUAUUGCAGUAUGAGAUUUCCUGGGCUAAUCCAGGCUCCAGACUUCACUGCUCUAGGACCUUCAUAUGGUAACUUUACUUCUCUGUUUUGUUUCCUUAUCUUAAAGAUAAGAAAGAUAAAGAGAGAUAAAGUAUCUGUCUCAGAGGGAUGCUUGACAGUUAAAUGUGGUAAUAUUUGUAACAUUCUAAAAACAAUGCCUGGCACAUGAUAAGUACCUAAUAGAAAAUAGUUAUUAUUAUUGGAGUUCUUUUUUAGAUUUACUAAGUUAAAUACUUCAGUCUUUUUCCCCCUAAUUUUAGCUUGUCAUUUGCAUUAUUCAGUCUUUCUUGUGCUAUCAAUUUGUGCUGGCUUUCUUUAUCAGAAUCUGAAAUAUACACAUGGACGUACACAUAAACAUUUAUAAAAUACAUGUUUAUGUAUUAUGUGUACAUAUGUAUUUCCUGCUUCUGAUUUUUUUUUCUACCUUGUCACAUGGUUCUAUAAGUUUUUGCUUCAUAUGCCUGGUUUAUGGCUUUAGGACCCAUUUUGACUUAUUUCAUUAUGUCAAAUAACUGCUUUAAUCCUGUUCAUGCUUCUAUCAUUAAAAUUGGGAUUGUCCGCUCUUCACAUGGCCCCAGGACGUUAUUUUUUUUUUUUUUGAAUCAACCUUUUAUAAGUUUUCCCAGACAUUUAUCUUCAGUUUUUUGAUUGUCUUAGGUGUAUUUUAUAAACAGCAUUUAGUUUUUAAUCCCAUCUGAGAGUGUAUCUUUCAGGAAUCCACUCAAUUCACAUUUAUGUGGUACCUGUCAUACUAACUUAUUACUCCCAUCUUUUUAUGUUCUAUUCAUCGCUAUUUCCUUUUAACCGGUCCCUUAUUUGCUGGUUUUGUAGUUUUUAAAGAAUACCAGGGGUGCCUGGCUGGCUCAGUCAUUAGAACAUGCAACUUUUGAUCUUGGGGUUGUGAGCUCCAGCCCCACACUGGGUGUAGAGAUUACGUAAAAAUAAAAUUUUUAAAAAUAAAUAAAUAACAUAAAGAGUACCAAUAUUCUUAUCAAUAGUAAAUGUACAAUAAAUGUUAAAGAUUAACCUCAUGUUGUAAAGGAAAUAGUGAUCAUCCAGCCUCUACCUUUAUAUUGUCCUUGGUGUUUUUCCCAACAGCUUCUUACCCUAUUUGAUCCCUACAACACCUUGGUAUGAACUGCAGGGAUAUAAUCUGUUUUCCAGAUGAAAAUAUUAUGGUUUAGAGACAUUCUGUUACUUGUCCAAGGACAGCAAAUACUAAGCAGUAAUACUCAGACCAGAACCUGAGUCUUCUGAACUCAGGGCUUUUCCCAUUUCUUGAUUCCUGAACUGUACCUCCCAAGUUCAUCAGCGGUUAUCAUAUUUCUCUGUACAUGGACUCCCUGGGAACUUCUAAGAAUCCCAGUGCUCCUGUCAUACCCUACACUGAUUGAAUCUGAGUCGUGGGUGGGACCUGCAUCAGUUUAGUGUAAAACAUUCCCCAGGUGAUUCCAGUGUGCCCCCGAGCUUGAGAGCCAGUGACUUUGAUUUUCUUGGCUAAAGGUUAAAAGCAGAAAUGGUUGGCAUCUAUAUCUGCCAUCUUCUCUACAGGGUAAAUCCUGCUACGUUUGCCAAGAUAGUCAUAGAGCAUAAAAGUCAUUAUUGCGUGUUAGAAGGAGUAGACAAAGAAAAGACAAUGUUACUUUUCUUCUCCGUGGCCCAGAAGAGAAAAUGAACUUGACAGUGCAGACUGAGUCAUAAGGAUUUUUUGGACUUCCCCAAAACAGGUGGUAUUUUGAUUAUUCACGUGAAUUUCAAAGGCAAGUGCCUUUGUGUCUGGGUGGGUGUGUCGGGCUGCCUGUGACCUCUAACCUAUGAUAGCACAUUCCUUCCGUGCUUCUGGCAGAGGAAAGGGAGGCAGGCACAGUCCAGAGGGACCCAGCAAUCAGGAAGGAUGACUCAGGAGCCAGAGGCGCUGCGUGUGAAAUGGUCCCAUCUCAAGUUGCCCUGGGUGGAUCUAGACUGGCUCAUAGACAUCUCCUGCCAGAUCACAGAGCUGGACCUUUCUGCCAAUUGCCUGUCUUCCCUCCCCUCCGUCAUCCCCUGGGGACUCAUCAACCUCCGGAAGCUGAACCUCUCCAACAACCACCUGGGGGAGCUGCCUGGUGUGCAGUCAUCGGAUGAAAUCAUCUGUUCCAGGCUCCUGGAAAUUGACAUUUCCAGCAAUAAAUUGCCCCAUCUCCCACCAGGAUUCUUGCACCUCUUAAAACUUCAAAAAUUGACAGCUUCAAAAAACUACUUGGAAAAGUUGUUUGAAGAAGAAAGUGCCACUAACUGGAUCGGUUUGCGGAAGCUGCAGGAACUCGACAUCUCUAACAAUAAAUUGACGGAACUCCCUGCCCUUUUCCUUCAUUCUUUCAAGUCACUCAGUUAUCUGAAUGUCUCCAGAAAUAACCUGAAGAUGUUUCCAGAUGCCUGGGCCUGCCCUUUGAAAUGUUGUAGAGCAUCCAAAAAUGCCCUGGAAUCUCUACCAGACAAAAUGGCUGUCUUUUGGAAAAACCACCUCAGGGAUGUGGAUUUCUCAGAAAACGCUCUCAAAGAAGUCCCCCUGGGGCUUUUCCAGCUCGAUGCCCUCAUGUUCCUGAGGUUACAGGGCAACCAGCUCAUGGUGCUGCCACCUCAAGAUAAGUGGACCUGUAGACAACUUAAAACCCUGGAUCUCUCCAGAAACCAAUUUGGCAAAAAUGAAGACGGACUUAAAACAAAGCGUAUUUCCUUUUUCACCACCAGAGGGCGCCAGCGUUCUGGGACGGAGACAGCCGGUGUGCUGGAAUUUCCGGCCUUCCUAAGUGAGUCUUUGGAAGUCCUUUGUCUGAACGACAAUCAUCUGGAUGCAGUCCCUCCCUCGGUUUGCUUACUGAAGAGCUUAUCAGAACUCUACUUGGGAAACAAUCCUGGCCUCCGAGAGCUCCCUCCUGAGCUGGGGCAGCUGGGCAACCUUUGGCAGUUGGACAUUGAAGACCUGAACAUCAGCAACGUGCCCACGGAGAUCAGAAAGGAAGGCCCCAAAGCGAUGUUGUCUUACCUGCGCGCUCAGCUGCGGAAAGCAGAGAAGUGCAAGCUGAUGAAAAUGAUCAUCGUGGGUCCUCCGCGCCAGGGCAAGUCCACCCUCCUGGAGAUCUUACAGACGGGGAGGGCCCCCCAGGUGGUGCACAGCGAGGCCACCAUCAGGACCACCAAGUGGGAGCUCCAGAGGCCAGCUGGCUCGAGAGCCAAGGUUGAGUCCGUGGAAUUCACCGUCUGGGACAUCGGUGGCCCCGCCAGCAUGGCCACUGUCAAUCAGUGCUUCUUCACAGACAAGGCCCUGUAUGUGGUGGUCUGGAACCUGGCGCUGGGGGAGGAGGCCGUGGCCAACCUCCAGUUCUGGCUGCUCAACAUCGAGGCCAAGGCCCCCAACGCUGUGGUGCUGGUGGUAGGAACACACCUGGACUUAAUCGAAACCAAAUUCCGAGUGGAGAGAAUCGCAACCCUGCGCGCCUACGUGCUGGCGUUGUGCCGCUCGCCCUCCGGGUCCAGGGCCACGGGCUUCCCGGACAUCACCUUCAAACACUUACACGAGCUCUCCUGCAAGAGUCUGGAAGGCCAGGAAGGGCUACGGCAGCUGAUCUUCCACGUCACAUGCAACAUGAAGGAUGUGGGCAGCACCAUAGGCUGCCAGAGACUCGCGGGGAGGCUGAUCCCCAGGAGCUACCUGAGCCUCCAGGAGGCAGUGCUGGCCGAGCAGCAGCGCCGAAGCCUGAGCGACGACGUGCAGUACCUGACGGACAGGCAGCUGGAGCAGCUGGUGGAGCAGACACCAGACAACGACAUCAAAGACUAUGAGGACCUGCAGUCCGCCAUCAGCUUCCUCAUAGAGACCGGCACCCUGCUGCACUUUCCGGACACCAGCCACGGCCUGAGGAACCUCUACUUCCUCGACCCCAUUUGGCUGUCCGAAUGUCUGCAGAGGAUCUUCAACAUCAAGGGCUCCCGCUCCGUGGCCAAGAACGGGGUGAUCCGGGCCGAGGACCUCAGGAUGCUGCUGGUGGGGACCGGCUUCACACAGCAGACAGAGGAGCAGUACUUCCAGUUCCUGGCCAAGUUCGAGAUCGCCCUGCCGGUGGCCAACGACAGCUAUCUUCUGCCACACCUCCUUCCGUCCAAACCCGGCCUGGACACUCACGGCAUGCGACACCCCAAGGCCAAUACCAUUCAGAGAGUGUUUAAGAUGAGCUUCGUUCCUGUUGGCUUCUGGCAAAGGUUUAUAGCACGGAUGCUGAUCAGCCUGGCGGAGAUGGACCUCCAGCUUUUUGAAAACAAGAAGAAUACUAAAAGCAGACACAGGAAAGUCACCAUUUAUAGUUUUACAGGAAACCAGAGAAAUCGCUGCAGUACGUUCAGAGUGAAAAGAAAUCAGACCAUCUAUUGGCAGGAAGGGCUCCUGGUCACUUUUGAUGGGGGCUACCUCAGUGUGGAAUCCUCGGACGUGAACUGGAAAAAGAAAAAAAGUGGAGGAAUAAAAAUCAUUUGCCAGUCAGAAAUGAGGGACUUCUCUGCAAUGGCUUUUAUCACAGACCAUGUCAAUUCCUUGAUCGAUCAGUGGUUUCCUGCCCUGACAGCCACAGAAAGCGACGGGACCCCACUCAUGGAGCAGUACGUCCCCUGCCCAGUCUGCGAGACCUCCUGGGCCCAGCACACCGACCCGAGUGAGAAAUCAGAGGGUGUACAGUACUUCGACAUGGAAGACUGCGUGCUGACAGCCAUUGAGCAGGACUUCAUCUCCUGCCCCAGACACCCUGACCUCCCCGUGCCUCUCCAGGAGCUGGUUCCUGAGCUGUUCAUGACUGACUUCCCGGCCAGGCUCUUCCUGGAGAACAGCAAGUUGGAGCACAGCGAGGAUGAGAGCAGUGUCCUGGGUCAAGGUGGGAGUGGCACCAUCAUCUACCGGGCCCGGUACCAAGGCCAGCCCGUGGCAGUGAAGCGAUUCCAGAUCAAGAAAUUCAAGAACUUUGCCAACGCCCCAGCAGACACCAUGCUGAGGCACCUGCGGGCCACGGACGCCAUGAAGAACUUCUCAGAGUUCCGGCAAGAGGCCAGCAUGCUACACGCCCUGCAGCACCCCUGCAUUGUGUCCCUCAUCGGCAUCAGCAUCCACCCGCUCUGCUUCGCCCUGGAGCUCGCCCCACUGGGUAGCCUCAACACCGUGCUGUCAGAGAAUGCCAGAGAUUCUUCCUUUAUGCCCCUGGGACACAUGCUCACCCAAAAAAUAGCCUACCAGAUUGCCUCUGGCCUGGCCUACCUGCACAAGAAAAACAUCAUCUUCUGUGACCUGAAGUCGGACAACAUUCUGGUCUGGUCUCUGGACGUCAAGGAGCACAUCAACAUCAAGCUGUCAGACUACGGGAUCUCACGGCAGUCAUUUCAUGAGGGUGCCCUCGGCGUGGAGGGCACACCCGGCUACCAGGCCCCAGAGAUCCGUCCUCGCAUUGUGUAUGACGAGAAGGUAGACAUGUUCUCCUAUGGAAUGGUGCUCUACGAGUUGCUGUCGGGGCAGCGGCCAGCGCUGGGCCACCACCAGCUUCAGAUCGCCAAGAAGCUGUCCAAGGGCAUCCGUCCUGUUCUGGGGCAGCCCGAGGAGGUGCAGUUCCAUCGCCUGCAGGCACUCAUGAUGGAGUGCUGGGACACAAAGCCCGAGAAGCGCCCACUGGCCCUGUCGGUGGUGAGCCAGAUGAAGGACCCAACCUUUGCAACGUUCAUGUACCAGCUACCUUGUGGGAAGCAGACGGCCUUCUUCUCAUCCCAGGGCCAGGAGUACAUGGUGGUGUUCUGGGAUGGGAAAGAGGAGUCCAGGAACUACACGGUGGUGAACACGGAGAAGGGCCUCAUGGAGGUGCAGCGGAUGAGCUGUGCGGGAAUGACACUAAGCUGCCAGCUCAAGGUCCAAAACUCUCUGUGGACGGCCACUGAGGACCAGAAGAUCUACAUCUAUAGCCUCAAGGGCAUGUGCCCCUUAAACACACCCCAACGGGCUUUGGACACCCCGGCUGUUGUCACCUGCUUAUUGGCAGUGCCUGUUAUUAAAAAGAAUUCCUACCUGGUGUUGGCAGGCCUGGCCGACGGGCUUGUGGCAGUGUUUCCCGUGGUGCGGGGUGCCCCGGACGACAGCUGCUCCUACCUGUGCUCACACACAGCCAACAGGUCCAAGUUUAGCAUCCCAGAUGAAGACACACGGCAGAACCCCUACCCCGUGAAGGCCAUGGAGGUGGUCAACAGCGGCUCUGAGGUCUGGUACAGCAAUGGGCCCGGCCUGCUGGUCAUCGACUGUGUGGCCCUGGAGAUCAGCAGGAGGCUGGAGCCCUACUCGGCCCCUUCGGUGGUCACCUCGGUCGUGGGCAGCUCCGAGUGCAGGGGGGAGGAGGUCGUCUGGUGCCUGGACGACAGGGCCAACUCCUUGGUGAUGUACCACGCAGCUACCUACCAGCUGUGCGCCCGGUACUUCUGCGGGGACCCCAGCCCGCUCAGAGACAUGUUUCCUGUGUGCCCGUUGGGUCCAGAGCCCUGCGGCGGCCACACAGCCAGCCCCAAAGAGCCCAAGGGGGACUCCAUCGCGGACGUGAGCAUCAUGUACAGCGAAGAGCUGGGCACGCAGAUCCUGACCCACCAGGACUCGCUGACUGACUACUGCUCCACGUCCUCCUCCUCAUCCUCCCCCCACCGGGCCCCCAGGUCGUCCUCAAGCCUGCCCUGCUCCCCAGCAAGCUCUGCCAGCGUGCCUUUCGCCACCAACUACGAGGACUCCGACAGGCUGCACGAGCCCACCGCAGGCUCCGACAGGUCUGAGCACGACCUGACCCCCGUGGAUGGGGAGGCUUUCAGCCAGCACCUGCAGGCCGUGAGGAUCCUAGCCGUGAAAGACGUCAUCUGGGUCCCCAGGCGCGGCGGCGAUGUUAUCGUCAUCGGCCUGGAGAAGGACGCCGGAGGCCAGCGGGGCCGUGUCAUCGCCGUCUUAAAAGCCCGCGAGCUGACUCCGCGUGGGGCGCUUGUGGAUGCAGCCGUGGUGGCAAAGGACAUGGUUGUGUGUGGCUUUGAGAACGAAAACAUGGAAUGGUGCCUGGCUGUCUGGAGGGCCUGGGGCACCAGGGAGUUUGAUGUUUUCUACCACUCCUACGAAGAGCUGGGCCGGCUGGAGGCUUGCAUGCGGAAGAGAAGGUAAUUCCUAUGGAAUGACAGUUGUGCAGAGUGGCCACCCCGGGCCCACACCCUGACCCCUCUGCCUGCAGCCCGCAGCCUCCCGAGGACCCAGAAGACGGACUGGGUUCUCCCGUGAACCACUUGCUGCUAGAAAUGCUGAGAAGUUACCACCCUGACGGUGGUUUUGGGGUUCUCCGGUUCUCCAGGGCGGAGUUAGCUGCCUACCUCCAUUCUCCCACUGCGGAGAGAAGAUGGGUGGGAGAAACUCUCCCUGCCUCCUGCAUCCACUUCCAAAGAGCAGGGGAGGGGGAUCCUGCUCUGUGCUGGGUCACACAAAGUAGGGGUGUGGGCUGGGCCUUUACAGAGCAGGCCUGCCCGUUUUCCUCCCCACGGCUGGGAAAGAAUUACACUAGAGGCUCUCAGUUAGGGGAGCAGUUCAGGGCAGGGUGGGAGGAGGGCGAUGACCCUUGCCCCUUCCCCCCAGUGGCCUCCAGGCUCUCAGGACAUUUCACAAGCCUCUGGGUCCCCGGGGCCUGGGGCCCCGCUUGGGCAAGCGGAGAUCAGGUAUCUCCCGCUCAGGAAAGUCUCUGUGUGAGAAACCCUUGGGGGAAUGAAUGAGUUCCUUCAAGUGACACAGCCAGAAAGCCCAGAGCUAGUCCAGCGCCCAGAGCACCGCCUCAGCCUUUACAUUCUUCUUCUGCCGACAAAAGGCAGGGGAAACUCAAUCAGCAGGACUUGAGAAAGGGCCGUGUGUUUAUAGCUUUGUAAAAUACACUUGGACGCAGCUGGAACGCAAACCCUGUUUGUUUGCACAUAAUAAUCUUGCUUAUCACUUUAACAAAUUAAGUAAUAGCUCAGUGGUUGGGCCUCAGUUGUGAAGUCACAUUGUAUGGGGCUUCUACCAAAUGAUGUAUUUGCUAAACAUUUACUACACACGUGUACAGCAGAGUAGAAAAAGUGAAAUUGUUAAUGGGGGGGUGUAUGGGUGUGACGGCAAGAAUUUUUACAAAUGAUGCACGCACACGCACGCACACGCACACGUACCACGUGGUUACCCAGAGUAACCAUUUGAGGCUGCUUCACCCGGGAUGGCAGGAUGACCGUGAAGUCAUACUCCAGUUCAAGUUGUUAAUCUUUUUCUAAAAUUAAGUUAUGAAAACCAAGCUUAAGAUUUGCUGGGGUAUGCAGGCAAAUGUGGUUCCUUUUAUCUGAAAAUAAACAGACCCUCUUGAGAACGA